Molecule: messenger RNA, 1197 nt
Organism: Fusarium keratoplasticum
Lineage: Eukaryota; Fungi; Ascomycota; Sordariomycetes; Hypocreales; Nectriaceae
Exons: 2
Coding region: 1-1197 (398 amino acids)
Source: RefSeq, a predicted model, not a curated record
AUGGCCGGAACACUCGUCGAGCGCCCUGCGCCUCAGAUGCAGACUUCACUCAACACCAAGUUCGAUUUCUCCGCACGACCUCGCAGCCAUUCCAACAUCGAAGCUGCAUUCUCCCCCGUAAACAAUGAUGGCUGCUUCGACUUUGAUCGUGUUGUGAAAAGUGGUUAUGUGCAGAAGCGCACCCAAAAGACCAAGAAGUGGAAGAGCGUCUUUCUUGUGCUACGACCCAACACCAUUUCCCUGUACAAGACUGACAAGGAGGACCGUUUGCGACACCAAAUCUACCUAUCCGAUCUUACUGCCGUCGCCGAACUCAAAGACCCUAAGCACAAGCGUCAGAACGUAUUUGGGCUCUUUUCGCCGUCCCGCAACUACCACUUCCAAGCGCAAUCUGCCCAGGAGGCCCAGGAAUGGAUCGCUUUGAUUCGAAAGGAUGCGCGCAUCGACGAGGAGGAAGAUGAAAUGUUUCUGUCCAGCCCGAGGGUCACGCGACAGUCCCUGGCUGGUAUGAACCCAGUCCCUAUCAAUGGUUCGCUGGAUCGACUGGGCGAGAACGAGCGUUUCCUUUCGAGCUCUCCUGAGCCCCUGGCCACGUCAACCUCCAAGUUCGGCACUUCCGGGGGCAGGAGGAGAUCAUCUAUACUCGAAUCUUCCGGAUUGUCCGGCGCGGAGUUUGCGUCCCACUCCGAUCUCUCCGAUACCGAAGGUCUCCGCGUUCAAGAUACCUCAUUCGAAAGUUUCGCCGUUCAGUCGCACACCAGCCUCCCUCCACCAGGCCCCAUUCGCCAGCCGGGCAUGGGUAUUCGCUCCGCCAGCCAGACCAGCGUGUCCAACAUUGACCAGGACCCAGACCGUGUCAUCUGGCAGGGCUGGCUCUACUUCUUGCGCAACCGUAGCGGAAUGCGCCAGUGGAAGGACAUGUGGGCUGUACUCCGCCCCCGUAACCUUAUCCUCUACAAGGAUGAGUCUGAGUACACAGCUCGCUGGAUCCUACCGCUUUCCUCGAUUGUCAACGUCGUUGACAUGGAUCCCCUGAGCAAGAACAAAAAGCAUUGCUUGCAGGUCAUCACCGAGGAGAAGAGCUACCGCUUCUGCGCCCACGACGAGGAUGCUCUCGUUCGUUGCAUCGGCGCCUUCAAGAGCCUACUCGCCAAGCGCCGUGAACUCGAGGCCCGCGUCGCAGUGGCUUCUUCAUGA